AUGGCCGCCCUCCGUACCAAGCUCGAAACCUGGUACAACAAGGGCGUCAACUUCAAUGUUGAGGCCCUCUUCACCAGAUCAAGGGAACCCGGGCCCCCUCGUUCCGUAUUUGUCCACCAGCCCUUGCCAGACGACUACCGUGACCAGAAGGGCAGGGUCAAGAAACAAUAUGUAUUCUCCUCUAAUCAAGUCAUCACCUCCAAAUACACUAUCAUCACCUUCGUUCCUCGUAACCUCCUCGAGCAGUUCAGGCGCAUAGCGAACAUAUUCUUCCUCGCCAUCGCCAUCCUCCAGUUCUUCCCCAUCUUUCCCACCGUCUCCCCUGGCCUUGCCAUCCUCCCCCUGCUACUCGUCCUCGCCAUCACAGCUCUCAAAGACGGCUACGAAGACUUCAAACGGCAUCAGGCUGAUCACCACAUCAACCGCUCCCGUUCUCGUGUGCUCAAUGGCGGGACUUGGUCCAAUACCAAUCCUAUGGAGAGCAAGAGUAAGACGUUUAUCCCCGCUAUCAUUCCCGCUUUCCAGGCUUUCAAAAAGAGGACGAAGAAGACCACCGAUGUAGAGGCCCUCGAACUUCAGCGUGGGGCUCCCCCAGAGGGACUCAUGCAAUCAGCCAGGGAAGAGGACCAUCAGGUAGGCGUAGACGACAGCAUCGAGUUCGACGAGGAGGACCAUGACGCCGGUCUCUUCCGCACAAUCACUGGCAAAUCUCACAAUCAUCACGAACAGCCCCAUUGGAAGAAAACUGCCUGGGAGGACAUUGCCGUUGGUGACUUCGUCAAAAUCACGGACAAUGAGUCGUUUCCUGCAGACAUUCUCAUUUGUGCUACGUCUGAGGAAGAGAACGUUGCGUAUGUCGAGACCAAGAAUCUCGACGGCGAGACAAGUCUCAAGUCCCGCACCGCCUCGCCCGUCUUGACCCAUCUGCGUUCCGCUGCUGCUUGCGCUGAUCCCAUCAACAACUUUCGUGUCGAUUGCGACAGACCAGACACCAAUCUGUACAAACUCAAUGCCGCCAUAGAAAUGGAAAAGGGGUCCAAGACCCCUGUAGAUUCGCAAAUGAUUCUCCUCAGGGGUUCUGUGCUCAGAAACACUCGCUGGGUUAUUGGUCUCGUUCUCUUUACUGGUCAUGACACGAAAAUUGUGCUCAACUCUGGAGGUGCGCCCAGUAAGCGGAGCAAGGUCGAACGCCAAAUGAAUCCCCAAGUGUUUAUCAACUUGCUUAUUUUGGCGGUCAUGGCGACUGUGUGCGGGAUCGUGGAUGCUGUGCUCGAGCAGCGCUUUUUCCCGCGCAAUGCCCCUUGGCUCUUUGCAGAUAACCAGUCAGACAACAAUCCGCACGUGAACGGAGUAAUCACUUUUGCAUUUGCAUUGAUCACAUUUCAGAACAUUGUCCCAAUUUCUCUAUAUAUAUCGAUAGAAGCCGUACGGACAUGUCAGGCUCUAUUUAUUUAUUUUGAUCACGAGAUGGUCUAUCAGAAGACCCAAACGCCGACACUCGCCAGGAGUUGGAAUCUUUCGGACGACUUGGGCCAAAUCGAGUAUAUUUUCUCUGACAAGACUGGGACUCUGACGCAGAACGCCAUGGUGUUCAGACAGUGUUCGGUGGGAGGCAAGGCAUAUCGAGGCGACCUUGUUGACGAGGCCACAUCCACCAAGAUUGCGCUUCCUGAGGGACGCGAUGGGGCGACCCAGACGCCAUCACCUGUGCUCAUGGAUGGGAAGAAGACACCCACGUCCUCCUCUUCCGAGGAUAUCCCCGACCCGCUCGCUGCCAGCGUCGUGGGCCUUGCCGAGGGCGUGCUCACGCAUUUCCAGGAUUCCGGACUCAGCAAUGACAUCAUGGCUGCCAUGUCCGCACGUUCCGACCCGGACGCCUCGCAUCAUGCUCGCUUAAUUAACGGGUUCUUCGCCGCCCUCGCCCUCUGCCAUACGGCGCUUGUCUCCGUUGAUCCAACUACAGGCGCGAUCACGUACAAAGCGCAGAGUCCCGACGAGGCGGCGCUCGUUCAGGCCGCGGCCGAUGUCGGCUUCGUCUUCCGCGGCCGCGACAAGGAGAUUCUCACCCUGCAGACCCCGUUCGCAGACGAGUACGAGAAAUACGAAUUGCUGAACAUCCUGGAAUUCAACUCGUCCCGCAAGCGCAUGAGCGUCAUUGUGCGGAAACUCGACGAAGAGGAGGGGGACAGGUUGUUCUUACUGACCAAGGGCGCAGACAAUGUCAUUUUCGAGCGGCUCGUACCCGGCAAUGAGGAACUGAGGAAGACGACGGAGCGUCACCUCGAUGAGUUUGCGAGCGAAGGACUCCGGACGCUGACCGUGGCGUACAAGGUCAUCUCAGAGGAAGAAUACGAUGCAUGGAACCGCAAAUAUCAAGAGGCGUCUGUCUCUCUUGAAGACCGUGAGGGCAAGGUGGAGGCCGUAUACGAGGUAAUCGAGGGCGAUCUCCACUUGCUUGGCGCCACUGCCAUCGAAGAUCGGCUCCAGGACGGGGUGCCUGAGACCAUUGCUGACUUGAAGGUGGCGGGCAUCAAGAUCUGGGUUGCCACCGGAGACAAGGUGGAGACUGCGAUUGCUAUCGGUCACAGCACAAAUCUUAUCGGACGCGAGGAUAACGUCAUCGUUAUCCGCGGUGGGCAGGACGGCAGCAGGGACGUGUACACUCAGAUGAUAACGGCAGUCCAAGAUUUCUUCCCGGACAGUGGUAUACUGGAAGAGGACGGCGUUUUCGACAGGCAGCUGCCUUCGCAGCGCCCGCGUCCCGUACCCCUGCAUAGAGUCAACAGCGGAUUCACAGAUUUCCAACAUGGCGAUGGCGAGAAUCUGGGGGGCUACGUUCUGGUCGUCGACGGCAGUGCUCUUACGGUGGCGCUAAGCGAUGAACGCAACAAGCGCCUGCUGCUGCAAUUGUCCAUGCAGUGCGAGGGCGUGAUUUGUUGUCGUGUAUCGCCGCUGCAGAAGGCUCUCAUCGUCAAGCUCGUCAAGGAUGGACUGGGUUGUAUUACAUUGGCAAUUGGCGACGGUGCGAACGAUGUCAGUAUGAUCCAGGCGGCCGAUGUGGGCGUUGGCAUUUCCGGCGAGGAGGGCUUGCAGGCGGCGAACUCCUCGGACUAUGCAAUUGCUCAGUUCCGCUUUUUGAAGAGGUUGUUGCUGGUUCAUGGUCACUGGUCGUAUGCGCGCAACGGCAGCAUGAUUGUCAAUUUCUUCUACAAGAACAUCAUCUGUAUCGGUGUGCUGUGGUGGUUCCAAAUCUAUUGCGCUUGGAGCAGUCAAUAUGUGUUUGAGUACACAUAUCUCCUCUGGUGGAACACAUUCUUCACAAUCGCCCCUGUGAUUGCAAUUGGUCUGUUUGAUCGCCAUGUCGACGAUCAUGUACUGAUGGCAUUGCCGGAGCUGUACAGGCACAGUCGGAAAGGCGAAUACUAUGGGACCAAGCUGUUCUUCAUCUACAUGAUGGACGGCGUCGUUCAGUCUGCACUGAUUUUCUUCCUAAUCUUCUACACUUAUGAGACGACGACUUCCCGCACGGAUGGAUUUGCUGUCUAUCAAUACGAAUUUGCGACGACGAUGGCUAUCGCUGCUGUGACAGCUGCUAACUUGUUCAACGGCCUCGCCACCGCUGCGUGGACGGGCUGGGUUUUCUUUGCCGUCGCCCUGGGUAUCGUGUUGGUUUGGGGCUAUACGGCUGUAUACUCCGCCAUUACUCCGGGUUGGUUUGCGACGCCCGUUUAUGGCAAUGACCAUUACCUCUGGCCCUCGGCAUACUUCUGGUUCUGUAUCUUCCUAACUGUGAUCCUGGCACUUCUUCCGCGUUAUCUGUGCAAGGCCUAUAAGCUGGCCUUUGACACUAGCGACGUCGACCGAGUGCGAUGGAAACACAAGCUUGAUUCACAUCACGACUUUUCGCAGUACAGGGCUGAUCGUCAGCUCAAAAAGUCACCUCUCUCGCGCCGGUCUAGCUCCCGUCCACCGUACAAUUUGCUCGCUGGGAGCCACACCGACAUGUCGACUGGCUUGCGAUCACAAGGCCGCGGGUUCGACUUUGCGACAGAGGAGAACGGUGUGGCGCUACAGCGGAUGCAGACGAAUCUGUCCGAACGACCAGCUCGACCACGAUUCUCUCUUCGUAGGAAGAACCGAAACGGCCCGCUGCUGCCGUCAUUCUCUCUACCGCGGUCAUUGCGGAGAAAGAAGGCGAAUCGCGGGGCGCAGCCAGUGCCUGAAUCGCCAGAAUCAUCAUAG
Fibroporia radiculosa is the source of this 4242-nucleotide messenger RNA. RefSeq lists its product as uncharacterized. NCBI's taxonomy places the organism in Eukaryota, Fungi, Basidiomycota, Agaricomycetes, Polyporales, Fibroporiaceae. The record is from RefSeq and is a predicted model, not a curated record. The coding region runs from base 1 to 4242 and encodes 1413 amino acids. Gene Ontology annotation, molecular function: ATP hydrolysis activity; ATPase-coupled intramembrane lipid carrier activity; magnesium ion binding. Gene Ontology annotation, cellular component: plasma membrane. The transcript has 14 exons. Gene Ontology annotation, biological process: phospholipid translocation.